AUUGGGUGAGAUCCAGAUCUUUUAGUAGACACACAAUUGCAAGGACCUGGUCAGUGGUCACAAACACGCAAGCAGGCCACAGAGCUAUGGGUAAGGAAGGUGGUGGAGAUGAAGACGCAGCUGCAGCUCCAUUGUUUGAGACAAAGCAAGGGAGAUUUAGAGGAGCGUAUAAGGUGUUUGCUUCCACAGUGUUUGUGGGUAUUUGUUUGACAUGGGUUUACAGAUUGACACACAUCCCAACAGCAGCAGCAGAAGAUGAUGAUCAUCAUCAUCAGCCUGCAGGGAGAUACUGGGCUUGGAUCGGCGUGUUCAUGGCGGAGCUCUGCUUCAGUUUGUACUGGAUUGUCACCCAGUCUGUUCGUCUCAACCCUGUUUCCCAUCACCCCUUCAAACAAAGGCUCUCCGACAGAUACGAAGACAAGUUACCGGGUGCAGACAUUUUCGUUUGCACGGCGGAUCCGAAGAUAGAGCCACCAACGUUGGUGAUCAGCACCGUCUUAUCAGCCAUGGCCUACAACUAUCCACCGGAGAAGCUGAGCAUUUAUCUUUCCGAUGAUGGUGGGUCGGAGUUGACAUUCUAUGCUCUCCUAGAGGCAGCUAGUUUCUCUAAGCACUGGAUACCCUUCUGCAGAAAAUUCAUGGUCGAACCAAGGUCCCCUGCAGCAUACUUUGCCCACCAUUCAAACGUGACACAAGACAUCACAAAUUCUCAAGAAUGGUUGGGUAUAAAGAAACUAUACGAAGAGAUGAGAAAUCGGAUCGACUCGGUUGUUGAAAUAGGCAAGAUUCCAAAAGAAGUGAGGGACCAUCAUAAAGGUUUUCUUGAAUGGAAUUCUAAAGUGACGAAGCAGGAUCAUCAAUCAAUUGUACAGAUUAUCAUUGAUGGAAGGGAUAAAGCUGUGGUGGAUAUUGAUGGAAGGCGACUGCCAACACUGGUAUACAUGGCACGAGAAAAGAGACCGAAAUGGCCUCACCACUUCAAAGCUGGAGCUGUGAAUGCACUGAUAAGGGUGUCGUCAGAGAUAAGCAAUGCCCCCUUGAUUCUCAACCUGGACUGUGACAUGUAUGCAAAUGAUUCAGAUACAGUACGAGAAGCAGUGUGUUUUUUCAUGGAUGAAAGGAAAGGCCAUGAAAUCGGUUUCCUGUCGUUUCCACAAAAUUAUGACAAUAUAACCAAGAAUGAUAUUUAUGGAUGUUCUUGUUCAGUAGUUAAUAAGUUUGAGCUUGCCGGUGUGGGAGGAUAUGAUGCGGCUUUGUAUUGUGGCACUGGAUGUUUCCAUAGAAGAGAAAGUCUCUGUGGAAAGGUGUACUCUAAGGAUUAUAGAGCAGAAUGGGAAACAGAAGCCAAAAAGAAUGCAGAUAAAACUUCUAAUGAAUUGGAAGAAGCAUCAAAAGUUCUUGCCAAUUGUAGCUAUGAGAAAGACGCUCAGUGGGGGAAAAAGAUGGGAUUGAUAUACGGGUGCUCGGUGGAAGACAUUGUAAGUGGCUUGGCUAUCCAGUGCAGGGGAUGGAAAUCACUUUACUAUAAUCCAGAUAGAAAGGCCUUCUUGGGUAUUGCUCCAACCACCUUAGAUGUAGUUCUUGUCCAAUUCAAGAGGUGGAGCGAAGGCAUGUUUCAAAUAUUUUUCUCCAAGUAUUGCCCCUUCAUAUAUGGUCAUGGGAAGAUCAAAUUGGGUGCCCAGAUGGGAUACUGUGUCUAUCUUUUGUGGGCUCCAAUUUCCUUGCCAACUCUCUAUUAUGUGAUUGUUCCUCCACUCUGCUUGCUCCAUGGCAUCUCCUUGUUCCCUGAGGUUACGAGCCUCUGGUUCUUGCCUUUUGCAUAUGUUUUUCUAGCCAGGAGUGUUUGCAGCAUAGGUGAGGCCUUGAGCUGUGGUGAUACACUCAAAGCUUGGUGGAACUCACAGAGAAUUUGGAUGGUCCGAAGGACUACUUCAUACUUCUUUGCUCUCAUUGACACCAUUUCGAGGCAAUUGGGGCUGUCUGAAACAACAUUUGUCAUCACAGCUAAGGUGGUCACGGAGGAUGUCUCAAGAAGGUAUGAGCAAGAGGUCAUAGAGUUUGGAAGCUCAUCUAUCAUGUCCACCAUUGUAGCAACUCUGGCAAUGCUAAAUCUCUUCACUUUAUUGGGGGGAAUCACAAAGAUUGUCAUGGAAAUCGAUCGGUUCAAGGCGUUAGAGCAAUUGAUCCUACAACUUAUUCUUGCCCUGCUUUUAGUCAUGGUUAACAUACCAGUGUACCAAGCGCUCUUUAUCCGCCAUGAUAAGGGCCGGAUACCAUCCUCAGUUAUGUUCAAGUCUAUCGUUUUAGCUUCACUGGCUUGUUUGAUGCCUUUCAUUUUUACGUGUCCGUCUAUAUUUUAGUAGUUGACAUGAUAAAUGUUAUAUAAACUAUCAUGUGGUAAUUCAUCUUUGGUGGCUAACGUGGUAUAAGUAUUAUAUAUUGUUGAUUACCGCGUUAGUUUGUAAUAUACGUGUAAUAAAAACUAUAAUACUUUUAACAACAUAGACUUGAUG
Messenger RNA from Corylus avellana, 2513 nucleotides. RefSeq names its product cellulose synthase-like protein E6. Gene Ontology annotation, molecular function: cellulose synthase (UDP-forming) activity. Gene Ontology annotation, cellular component: membrane. Lineage: Eukaryota; Viridiplantae; Streptophyta; Magnoliopsida; Fagales; Betulaceae. Gene Ontology annotation, biological process: cellulose biosynthetic process. The record is from RefSeq and is a predicted model, not a curated record.